This is a messenger RNA of Pezoporus flaviventris, 724 nucleotides long. RefSeq names its product mannose-binding protein-like. Lineage: Eukaryota; Metazoa; Chordata; Aves; Psittaciformes; Psittacidae. The record is from RefSeq and is a predicted model, not a curated record.
AUGUCAUGUAGAGCUUUACCUUUUGACAUUACUGCCUGUUACUGUUCUGCUCAAAGAGGGCAGCAAAAUAUUGAAAAUCUAGGAUCCAAGAGGACUUUGGCUCUGAAGCAUAAUACUGAGGAAGUAAUGUAUCUUACAAAUAUACAAGAUCUGAAAGGAGAAAUUAGGAGUGCUCCUGCAGUCAAUGGCUUACCAGGCAGAGAUGGAAGAGGUGGUCCCAAAGCUGACAAAGGAGAACCAGGAGAAUAAUUGAGAGGUCUACAGGGUUCAGGAAUAAAAGGCAAUUUAGGACCUCAAGGAGAGAAAGUGGAAGAAGGAGAUCAUAGAAGAAAUAAAUUUCUCAUGUUUCAUCUUGGAAGCAGGGUUAUAUGCUCUAAUGAACAGACUGAAGACAGGUUUCUGUAUCUGAAUGGAGGAGCUGUAACUUACAGAAACUGGAAUGCUGAAGAACCAAAUAGUCUAAAAAAUGAAGACUGUGCAAUAAUACAGAACUCUAGAAAAUGGAAUAACAUGAAUUGUUCAAAUUCACAUGCCUUAAUUAUUUGUGAGUUCUUGAGCUUAUGAGUCUGAGAAAACCCAAAGUUUUUGCUCUCAGUUAUGUGGCUGACAGAAGUUUGUUUCUAUAAAAGUGGCCUGGACUAAGCAGAAUUGGCCUAUAUUUAUAACUGCUAUCUCUUUGACAUUCAGUUUUGAAUCUCCUAAUAAAAAACAGAUUUAAUUUUUU